Frieseomelitta varia is the source of this 7065-nucleotide messenger RNA. RefSeq names its product integrator complex subunit 8-like. Gene Ontology annotation, cellular component: heteromeric SMAD protein complex. Lineage: Eukaryota; Metazoa; Arthropoda; Insecta; Hymenoptera; Apidae. Gene Ontology annotation, molecular function: I-SMAD binding; RNA polymerase II cis-regulatory region sequence-specific DNA binding; DNA-binding transcription factor activity, RNA polymerase II-specific. Gene Ontology annotation, biological process: anatomical structure morphogenesis; cell differentiation; transforming growth factor beta receptor signaling pathway. The coding region runs from base 593 to 5038 and encodes 1481 amino acids. The transcript is spliced from 14 exons. The record is from RefSeq and is a predicted model, not a curated record.
GGCAAUAGCGUGCGACAAGGACAGCAAUAUAAAUUAGUUUUACCGUUUCACCGCUACACGGAGCUAGCACUUCGUCUGUAGAUACGAUAACUGGUAAAUGAUAAAGUCACCGUACUACAAAAGGAAAUUUUUGAGUGUAUGUGUUACAGGAUGUACGCAACGAGUAUAAUUUGUUAAACGACGUAGAGCACGAUGGAUUAUCUCAACUACUCUCUUCUCGCAAUCUCUAACUGAUUCCUCGGCUACUCUUAUUUCUUUGGCGAUUAUUAUAUAUCUUCUUGUCGAUUGUUAUAUAUCUCCUUGACGACUGUUAUGACUCCUUGUCGAACUGUCAAAAAACUGGCUAUUUUUCCGCGCUUUCUUGUCUUCGUGUUUCAUAAAGUUGGCGCUGUUAAUUUCCCGGAAACGUAUUUUUUGAUGAGCGGAAGUACCUGACGCUAUCUGGUUUAUUGGAAAUAGCUACGUUACUUUAGCGAUGUGCGACAUUUAAGGUUAUUUUAGCUAAGUUUUACAAAGUGGAUGAAGAUUGUUACGACUACAGUUACAAUUUGAUUUGCCCGGUCUUCAAUGUUGUUAAAUUGAAAAUAAUGCGAUGAUGGAUGUGGAUUUAUUAAGACCUGGCACUGUACCAAUAUCUCCUGACACAAUUCUUUGGUUUGAGUUUUUAUUAAAUCCAUCCUUGUUACAACAACAUUUAUCUAAACCCUCUCCUGAUCCCUCAGCUACGGACUUAAUAAUCAAGUUUAUGACAAUAAAUUCAGAUCAAAAGGAGAAUGAAGUGAAAAUUGUUGAUUCAGAAUCUAACGACACAAAACCUAACACCACAAUUAAAUGGACUCAUAGAAAUCUUGCUUUGAAAAUUCUUUCUUUGAAAGUAGCAGCUCAUUUAAGAUGGGAUUUGGAUAUAUUAGAAAAGAAAUUACCAUUACCAAUACAGUUAACGUUGCUCCAAGAUCUUCUUUAUAUAACAUCAGAUUUAACUGUUGAAAUACCAGCUAUACCUGAAUUUACAAUGCAUCCAAUGUCUGAUCAAUUGCUAUUUACAAUUGUUUUAUAUCAUAGAUGGCAUAUAAGGGCAAUUCUUUAUAGAGCCUUAAAUAACAAACAAUCAAAACAACAAUUUCUUCAUAUUCCAGGUAUACAGGAGUCAACAUAUGUACCUCCUGGAGUAGUAGAUGAUAUAAUUAGAAAGUUAGAAACUCAAGUAUCUAAUAGUAUAAAUGUUUUGAAUAAUGUUCUUGAAAGUAAAGAUAUAAAUCCAAAAAUGUUAUCUUUUGAUACUUUUCAAAUGUUAUCUGAAGAUAGUACAGAGAUAAAACAAAAUUGGGAAAAUAUGUAUUCUAUAAAUUUAGAAGAAUUUAAAUGCCAGAUACAUUAUGAUUUAGCAAGACUUCAUUUGUUAAAAGAAGAAUACAAAGAAGCAAAGCGUCAUAUUAUACAAGCCAAAGAACUAUUUUAUAAUUUAAGUAAUUUGGAAGAGAAAUUAUAUUGCAAAGUUCAAAAAGAAUAUCUAGAUGGUUGUUGCUUAGCAUGUGAAGUACCUGUAGAAGGAGUUACUUCCAGUCUUACUCAGCAAUUGCAAGCAUCAAUUAAAGAUCAAUAUACUAAUAUAUUGCAGAUUCUACAAGCAGACAAUAUUUCAAGAGAAAUUCCUCAAGUUUAUAGGGAUAAUUUAGAACUUGAUGUGCAAGGAGGAUCUGUUAAUAGAAAAAUUGUUGUAGCUCGUGAUCUUUUGCUUCAAAUUCAGUGUUUAAAUUUAAUUAGGAAAAUUUUGGAUGGUAAUAUAAUUCUUGGUGAUUAUGUAACAGAAAUACAAGCAGCUGGUAGCAAAGGAAUUGAUGUAUUUUUUUCGGCUCUUGAAAACGUUUUAGAACAAGCUAGUGCUACAGACAAAAAUCGUAUUUCUCACUAUCUUCUUUAUCUUGUUCAUACAAGUAAUAUUGAUAGGUUUGCUUCUAAAAUACUCAGUAAUCCAUCAUAUAUGGCAUUAUUUAAUGAAAAUGAACUGGAUGUAAUUAGAAAAUCUGCCUCUGUUGAAGAACUUGAAAUACCAGAUUUAUUAUUGAAAAAUGAUUGGGGUAUUCCAUUAACAACAUAUACUCAAAACUCAAGACUAGAGAUAUUUGGAUUAGAACAAAAAUUAAUACAGUCAUACGAUACUAAUGAAAUUCACGAAACAUUAAUACACCUAGAUGGCAAACACCGAAUGAAACCACUAUGGCAUGUAAAUAGUUGUUGGGAAUUACCUAUUCCAUUACAAAGUGUUGUAAUAUCUCUACCUAGAGGUUUUCUUCAAGAUUAUUCGUAUGUAUUAUUAGCAAAAAGUAGAGAAUUGGUAAUGUCUAAGGAUUUUGAAGGAGCAAUUGAAAUUUUAAAUGUAUUGGAAAAAGAAGUGCAGCAGCAUUCACAAAGUGGCAACACAUUAAUAUUUAAAUUGUCUAAAUUAGUAAAUUGGGAAUGCCUUCUUGUAGAAAUUUGGAGGUGUUUUCACAUUUGGCCAGCAACAAGUAUAUGUGAUACACAAAAUUUAGUCACAAGAUGUAAGCAAUGUCUUGGAGCAUUGCAAGCAACAGAUCAAGUUAUACCACGACAAGAAAUAAUUGAAUAUUGCAUUGUUUUUCUUUUAAAUAUGACUGAAUGGGAAUAUUUAACAAGUUUAGAAAAACGUUGGAGUUAUUCAGAGUUUGCAGCAGCUAUUAGUAGCGUGUGUCAAGAUAUUGUUAAAUACAAAGGUGGAAGGAAAUUUCCAAGAGAAGCAUGGGAUAUGGUAUUGGCAGCUUUUGGACCAAGUAGAGAUCAACCACAAAAACGAAGUAACAGUGGCAAUAGUGGAACAAGUACUGGUAGUGCUUCGCGAGAUGUUAUUGCUAGUAUUGGAGGUACACUUAAUAGAUUGCGUGAACCUAUGGUUCUCACUGUUGUUAUUUCAUUAUUAGCACGUUUGCGAAAUGUUUUACGUGAUGAAUCUAGUCUUGAAUUACACACACAAUAUCUUUCCCUUUGGCCUGCUGGUGUACCAAAUGCUAAUUCUUAUAAUAUCCGAAGUAUUGGAGAACUAUUGUUUCAAUUAUUAACACAAGCUUUGAAAUACUAUCCAAGUAAUGUUCCUUGGUUGAGAUUGAUGGGAGAUCUUAAUUUUGUUUUAGGAUACUAUGAGAGUGCAAUAAAAUACUAUUUAGAAGCUAUAAUGGUAGCUAGUGAUUUCUUCAGUCAACCAAUACCGAGGUCACAGAUCGAUGAUCUCGUUUAUAGACGCAUGAUUAAAUGUUGUGCUCAUUUACAAUGUUAUACCCAAGCUGCUGUACUAUGUCAAUUUUUAGAGGAAGUAGAUUAUACCUUAGCUUUUAAAAUGGCAGCUAGUGAUCAAAAAAGUUGCGCGCCAGCAGAUGCUAUGGAUGCAUAUUACUAUUGUAUUUGGGAUACUACAAUACUAGAGUAUCUUAUUCAGUUACAUACAAAGCGUGGUGAACAUCAUAGGAAACAAUUAGCGAUCAAGGUAAUUGGCUCGUUAGAAUUGAAUUCUAAUAAUAACGAAGAAAUACAAAGAGAAGCAGCAAAUAUUCGGAAAGCAAAGUUCUUAAGAGCAUUGGCAAAACAGUAUGUUUAUUUUACAUAUUACAGUAUUUUUAACAUGGAUGAUGAAGAAGGAUCAUCAAGUUCUGGACCUAUGUCUUCAUUGAAUAGUUUAUUUUCAUUUACUAGUCCUGCUGUAAAAAAAUUGCUUGGUUGGAAACAGGGCGAUGAAGAAGAAAAAUGGGCAGAAAAAGCAGUUGAUUCACUAGUAAAAAAAUUGAAGAAACGAAAAGGUGCAAUAGAAGAAUUGGAACGUGCUUUAAGUUGUCCAGGCACACCUAGUAAAUGCGUAACAAUUCCAAGGAGUUUAGAUGGUAGAUUGCAAGUUUCACAUCGUAAAGGCUUGCCACACGUAAUUUAUUGCAGAGUAUGGAGAUGGCCAGAUUUGCAAUCACAUCAUGAAUUAAAGCCAUUAGAAUUGUGUCAGUAUCCCUUCUCUGCUAAACAGAAAGAAGUUUGCAUCAAUCCUUAUCAUUAUAAAAGAGUGGAAAGUCCAGUACUACCACCUGUAUUAGUUCCUAGGCAUUCAGAAUAUGCUCCUGGACAUUCAUUGUUACCAUUUCAACAAAUAGCAGAACCAACAAUGCCACACAAUGUAUCUUAUUCCUCUAGUGGAUUUAAUGCUGGCUCUACUAGUGGUGUAAAUCCAACUUCACCUAUGUCUUCUGUUGGAUCUGUACCAAGUCCAGGAAGCACAACAUCACCAAAUCCACAAAGUCCAUAUGGUACUAAUGGACUACCAGAAACUCCUCCUCCAGCAUACUCUCCACCUGAAGAUGGUUCACAACCUGGACAAUCACCACCACCUGAUCCAGUAGCAAUGGAUACAAGUGGAUCAGCUGAAGUAGCUCCAGUAUGUUACCAAGAACCACCUUACUGGGCCUCUAUUGCAUAUUAUGAAUUAAAUUGCAGAGUGGGUGAAGUUUUUCAUUGUCAUUCUCACUCUAUUAUUGUGGAUGGCUUUACAAAUCCAAGCAACAAUUCUGAUCGCUUUUGUCUUGGACAGUUAUCCAAUGUAAAUCGUAAUUCUACUAUUGAAAAUACAAGAAGACAUAUAGGCAAAGGGGUACAUUUAUAUUACGUUGGUGGUGAAGUUUAUGCAGAAUGUCUCUCUGAUUCUGCUAUAUUUGUGCAAUCUAGAAAUUGUAAUCAUCAUCAUGGAUUUCAUCCUAGUACCGUUUGUAAAAUUCCACCAGGAUGUUCAUUAAAAAUAUUCAAUAAUCAAGAGUUUGCCCAAUUACUUUCACAAAGUGUUAAUCAUGGUUUUGAAGCAGUUUAUGAAUUAACAAAAAUGUGUACUAUAAGAAUGUCAUUUGUCAAAGGCUGGGGUGCUGAAUACCAUAGACAAGAUGUUACAUCUACUCCUUGUUGGAUUGAAGCACACUUACACGGACCUUUACAGUGGUUAGAUAAAGUGUUAACACAAAUGGGUUCACCUCAUAAUGCUAUAAGUUCUGUCUCGUAAUUUGUGCUUCAUAUUUAAUAGCAAGGAGAGAAAAUAGUAAAAUGUAGGAAAACCUGAUAAUUCAAGGACAAUUUUUAAUAUUACAUAGAGCGAUAAUAAAUUAGUUAUCAUAAGAGAUUUAUGAAAGUAUCAUAAAAGUGGUAAAUGAAAAACUGCCCAAUGUGAGAUUUUUUUCAUGUGAGUAAAUUGAACUUAAUGAUAUGAUUAUGAAAAAUGGUUGCAAAAGUGAAACUAUUGAAAGUGAUCCUUAUUAAAGAAAUUUUGGAGAUUGCAGUGUACACAUAAAAGCUGUACAAUUUUUUGGCUGUUAUAUAGGAAAAGAAUUAUAGCAAAAAUAUGUGUUAUAUAUGAAGAAUCAUAUUUUUCAAAUAUAUUCAAUUACAUCUAAUACUUUAUUUUAUAUGAAAAAAAUUGUUAUGAAAAUAUUUCAUAAAACUAAUAUUACAAAUGCUUCAUUGUAUGAAUUGCAUGAAUUGUUUCAAUACUUAUAUUGAAAUCUAUGUAUACACGAAGAACGGAUUAACUAUAAUUGAACAAAACAUCAUUAUUAAACAAUAUACGGGAAUGAUUCAGAAUUAUAUAAAGUAACAUUUUAACUUUUAUCAUUUUUAAUACAAUGUGCAUCUUUUGAAACAUCUGAUUUAUGCCUAAGCAAGCCUUAGACUAUUUAAAUUUAUUACUCUAAAGACUAUAAUCCAAGUGUAAUUAAUUUCAAUUUUCGUAAUGGUAAUUAAGAAUACUAAUAAUAUUUUAAUAUAGACAUCAGAUGCUGAUCUCACGUUGACAUUUGGAAGUUAACUGUAUCUGAUGACAUAUUGGAAUAUUAAUUUUGGUAAUUCAUGUAAAAAUAUUUUUUGUGCUACGUUCCCUAAUAUUCGCGAUAUGUAAGUCUUUUGAUAUAGCCUUAUAAGAAAUUAAUGUGACAACUAACAUAAAGUCAUCUACUUACUACUUGUUGAUUUGAGAGUAAUAUAAGACUUAUGUGUCAACUUGCACUUUUCAGAAGUGUUUACAAAUUUCAAGCUUUGACAGAAGUUUAUGUAUAUAUAAAAAAUAUACUAUUAUAUGAUGUUACGUGUAAUUCAAAUAAUUGGUAUUACAUUCGGUACAAAUCAUGUGAAAAUUUUAUGAAUUGAAUUCUGAAAAGUGCCAAAAAUGUGUGUAUUUGAUACCUUUUAUUUAUCAUUUAAAUCGUCGAAAAUUAUUUUUAUUGAUCACCCGGAAACGCAAGUUUUAUCAACAGAAAAAAGAUUUACUUAGAAAAUAUUCAGUUAUGAAAGAUAUUGCUUGUUUUAUAUAUUUUACACAACAUGCGAAUUUUAUAAGAAUAUUAUAAUAGUGAGUUUAAGAAUUAUGUACACAAGAAUACAUACAUUCGAUAAUGAGCUGGAAAGGUCAUAUGAAUAUUUAGUUGAGAUUAAGUAAAAUUAAAUCACUGAACAAUGUUAUGCAUUGAAAGUUUAUUGCAACCAACGCUCUAUGUCUUUUUACGUAUUCAUAACAAAACGUUAAUUUCAUAAUAUAGAUAUUUAUUAUAUACAUCAAUCUUAAUUUACAUUAAGGUAUACAUAUUAUUGAAAAAGCACAAAUUUUGAUUUAAUUAAUGUCACGAUCGGAAAUACCUGUAAUAUAUAUUCGAUUGAUCUUCUGGCUUGCUGAUAAAUUCAUGGAUUAUACUUCAAAUUAUUUUUAUGUAUAUUUUAUGUAUAUUCAAUUGUAAGAGAAUGGACGAAGUAUACGGAUCAUGUAAUUUUAACAAAGAGUACUUGAGAACUGGAACAGAAGUCACUGCCGCUUGCUGUUACUUAUUUGUCGAUGUACCUAGCUGUGAUUGUUUGCUACCAAAUUUAGCAAAUUACGUGUGGGUGAUCAACGAUGAUAAAAGUAUUUGCUUUACUUUACUCUGCUUUUAUUGGAUCAAUGAAGAUGAAGAUAUGUAUUUGAAUUUAAAAGCAUAAAUCGUACAAGGAAAUAUGACAAUAACGUCUUAAAAAAAAAAAAAAAAAAUGCGAAUAAAAAUAUUCAAU